AUGCCAUCGGCAUCUUCGGUAGCGGCAACGGCUGCUAAACCGGUGUCGUUCACUACCAGCCUGGAUCCAGCAAAUCCCGUUGGGUUCUUGGAGAAGGUUUUUGAUUUCAUUGCGGAAGAGAAUGAUUUCCCUGCGAAAAUGAAUGACUCAGAUGUAUCUAAGCCGAUCCAGCAAAUGGUGAGCUUCAUCCGCCAAGAAGAGGAAGAGGGAGCUAACGAGAUCUCUGUUUCAGUUGAUGUAACAACAAUUCCAUUUUGUUUCUUUGCGGCGAGGAAGAAGAGGGUUGUUUAUAAAGGUUAUAUUCCGUCGGCUGGAACCGUCGCGGUGAAGCGGUUUGAUCAGUUCAACGAAAAAGCAUUCACUCGUAAUCUUUUCAGUACAGAGUUUGCCAUUAUGGCCGGUUGGCUAAACCACUGUAACUUGGUUCAGCUUCAAGGAUGGUGUUGUGAGGAAUCUGAGUUGGUCUUGGUCUAUGAGUACUUGUCCAAUGGAAGCCUCUACCAACAAAUUCACAAAACCUCAGUUUCAUCAACAACUACCCUUUCAUGGAGCUUAAGAUUAAAGGUAGUUCUCAGGAUUGCUUCUGCUCUUUCAUCUUUACAUGAAGAAUGUGAAAGACAGAUAAUACAUAGAGAUGUGAAAACUUGCAACAUCAUGCUUGAUGACGAGUUCAAUGCCAAGCUUGGAGAUUUCGGUUUAGCCGAAGUGUACGAACAUUGUUGUGCUUCAAGAGAUGCAACGAUACCAGCCGGGACGAUAGGAUAUCUGGCACCUGAGUACAUUUAUACCGGUGCUCUGACUGUAAAAACCGACGUUUACAGCUUCGGAGUGGUUGUCCUGGAGGUACAAUGUUUUAGUGAUGGAAAGAUUGUUUGUGAGAACACCUUGGAUGCACGGUUGGAUGUUGCAUUCAAUAAAAAGCUUCUAGAGAUACGCAAGUGGCUCUUUUGUCAGCUAAGAGUCCAUAAAAAAAGUUUGUCAAUGAACCUUGUAAAAGAGGGUGAAGAAGAAAGAAAUGAAGGUGAAUCAGAAGUACGAAAGGAAGCAUAA
Messenger RNA from Hibiscus syriacus, 1050 nucleotides. Its product is annotated as L-type lectin-domain containing receptor kinase S.6-like. The record is from RefSeq and is a predicted model, not a curated record. Gene Ontology annotation, molecular function: proton-transporting ATPase activity, rotational mechanism; protein kinase activity; ATP binding. Gene Ontology annotation, cellular component: proton-transporting two-sector ATPase complex, catalytic domain; plasma membrane. The transcript has 4 exons. Bases 1 to 1050 code for a protein of 349 amino acids. Gene Ontology annotation, biological process: protein phosphorylation; proton transmembrane transport. Lineage: Eukaryota; Viridiplantae; Streptophyta; Magnoliopsida; Malvales; Malvaceae.